UGACCUGGCGGCAAAACCGAGGAGGGGGAGGGGGAAUUUGGCGGGUGCGGGCUGAUUUUUAGAGCCCGCCGCCAAAAAUAUACGAGUCCGGCCAAUAUACAAUACCUGUUCGGGACCCUUUUUCAUCCGGUACCGUAUAUCGGUGCUUAUUUUGUGGGGAGGGCGGAUUUCCGGCAUCUGCUAGAGUUGCUCUUACGCAAACACGCCGCAAGCAAAGUGAUAACCCGUGACCCCCACUAGAAUACAAAAUAAGUCAUUUUUAUGUGGAAAGUAAAUCUAGAUCUAGCUUUAUGUUGCUCUUGCGAUUGAGGGUUUCGCCGCAAACCUUCCGCGACAGAUCUACAACCAUGCGGGUUUCCCAUCUCGUCCUCCUUGCUAUUAGUGUCAUCCUGUCCCGUCAGGUCCCACCUCAAUCACCCCAACCAUCAUUGCCACUUGCUGGUGGCGGUGGGAAGAAGAGAAAAAACCCGAGGAGGAAGCAGGAGGGCAUGGAUCGCACAGCUAAGUUGGGGGCUGUUGAGGAGGAAAAGGGGCCAACACCGAACACCUUGCUCCUCCCCCGGUUGAGUGGUCCAAUGAAACAAAGGAUCACCGAGGAGUAUCGUCGGUUGUUUGGGGCUUUUGGUGGUAUUGAAGAAUUCUUUCACCAGGUCCAUGAGUUUCUUAGCACUCUUGUAGAUGCGAGGGACGAACUACUACAAAAGUCUGAGAACACCCGAAGAAGCAUCACAAUAAGGAAGGCCAUGUUAUCUAACAGUCGUAAUGGUAGGUCUUCACAUGACCACCUUCGCCUAUGUCAACAGGUGGAUAAGUUGGAAUUUGAAUAUGAAAGACUAAAGAAAGAUGCCAGCAUUUACCAUAAUCUCCAUGAGCAGCUUCAGCUGUCAUCGUGCUACAAACUGAUGGAGGAGAGCAACGAUGAAGCGGAGAAGAGAAUCCGUGAAGGAGCCUUCGCCAAAGGGGUGCGCGAUACCGCCUUCGAGGAACUGCUGGCCGUGGAGAAGAAGGACAACGCUUUCUGGCGUCGUGACGGGAAGCUGAGGUCGAUCUCGGACAGCAUGUAGGCAGCGAGAGAGCAGACAAGGCGAUUGCAUUGAUUGUCAUCGUCGUCGUCGGUCUAAGACUCCAGGAACCAGAAACUGAAUUUGUCCCUUGGAGAACUUGUCUGUGUUGAAACCAUGGACAGUGCGUGUUGAAACCAUGGACAGUGCGAUCGUGCUCGUCGAGCUCUCGGGCCUCCCCCCUGCGCCUUGAACUCUUGAGUCAUGGCUUUUAAUAAGAUCUGAACUGGGCAGAUCCGAAUGAAAAUGUGUUGUCCUUGGGUGGUGACUGGUGAAUGCGUCUCGAUGCGAUGCUGUGCCUGUUGCUGCUGCUGCUGCGCUCUGGAUCGCUGGCGCAAUUUACUGCUGUUUGUUUCUCCAGCUAACACCGGCCUUUCUUGUCCCCCUCCUGCUGAGUUUGCGAUCUAGAGGUGUGAGUGCCGCAAUUACUUCCCAUCUCCCUUCAGUGAUUUCAGAGAGUUGCCUUUUCAUUUCCAACACGUAGAGCCAUCGUAAUUCACAAGUGCAAUGGCCACGCAAGAGCAGCCGUCGCCGGGCGCCGGCGCCGCCCGGCCUCGGAGGCCCCGCGUCCUGGUCGCCGCCUCCGGCAGCGUGGCGGCGAUCAAGUUCGAGAUCCUCUGCCGGAGCCUCGCCGAGUGGGCCGACGUCCGGGCGGUGGCGACGGCCUCGUCCCUGCACUUCAUCGACAGGGAGUCCUUCCCGAGCGGCGUCGCCCUCCUCACCGACGCCGACGAGUGGUCCACCUGGCGGAGGAUCGGCGACGAGGUCCUGCACAUCGAGCUGCGCAAGUGGGCCGACGCCAUGCUCAUCGCGCCGCUCUCGGCCAACACCCUGGCCAAGAUCGCCGGCGGGCUGUGCGACAACCUCCUGACGUGCGUGGUGCGCGCGUGGGACUACAGCAAGCCCAUCUACGUCGCGCGGGCCAUGAACACCUUCAUGUGGGACAACCCCUUCACUAGGCGACACCUUGACGUCGUCGCCGGCCUCGGCGUCUCCCUCAUCCCUCCGGUGACCAAGCGGCUCGCCUGCGGGGACUACGGCAACGGCGCCAUGGCAGAGCCCGCCGAGAUCUGCAGGACCCUCAGGCUCUUCUUCGGCUCACAAGUUCCACUCUGAACACUCUGCAGCUCGCCCAAGUUCUUCAGUAUCUCUCACUCUGUUUGCCUGCUGUACGAGAUACAUCUAUCUGCAAAAGCUUUCUCUUCUAUCAAACGUUUACAAUGUGAUC
Triticum aestivum (bread wheat) is the source of this 2289-nucleotide messenger RNA. Its product is annotated as phosphopantothenoylcysteine decarboxylase. The record is from RefSeq and is a predicted model, not a curated record. Gene Ontology annotation, cellular component: phosphopantothenoylcysteine decarboxylase complex. The transcript is spliced from 6 exons. Gene Ontology annotation, biological process: coenzyme A biosynthetic process. NCBI's taxonomy places the organism in Eukaryota, Viridiplantae, Streptophyta, Magnoliopsida, Poales, Poaceae. The coding region runs from base 1569 to 2177 and encodes 202 amino acids. Gene Ontology annotation, molecular function: phosphopantothenoylcysteine decarboxylase activity; FMN binding.